Messenger RNA from Eubalaena glacialis (North Atlantic right whale), 660 nucleotides. Its product is annotated as histone H2A.V. The record is from RefSeq and is a predicted model, not a curated record. Gene Ontology annotation, molecular function: DNA binding; structural constituent of chromatin; protein heterodimerization activity. The transcript has 5 exons. Gene Ontology annotation, cellular component: nucleosome. The coding region runs from base 83 to 469 and encodes 128 amino acids. Lineage: Eukaryota; Metazoa; Chordata; Mammalia; Artiodactyla; Balaenidae.
CGGCGGCGGUCGGUGCUGCGGCAGCGGCGGCGGCGGCGGCGGCGGCGGCUCGGCGGGACCGAGGGCGGGAGCGGCCGAGACCAUGGCUGGAGGCAAAGCUGGAAAGGACAGUGGGAAGGCCAAGGCUAAGGCAGUGUCUCGCUCACAGAGAGCUGGGUUACAGUUUCCCGUGGGCCGCAUCCACAGACAUUUGAAGACUCGCACCACAAGUCACGGAAGGGUCGGUGCCACUGCUGCAGUGUACAGUGCUGCAAUUCUGGAGUACCUCACUGCUGAGGUGCUGGAGCUGGCAGGUAAUGCUUCCAAGGAUCUCAAAGUUAAGCGGAUCACUCCGCGCCACUUGCAACUUGCAAUCCGUGGUGAUGAAGAGUUGGAUUCUCUUAUCAAGGCUACCAUAGCUGGGGGUGGUGUGAUCCCUCACAUCCACAAGUCUCUGAUUGGAAAGAAGGGACAGCAGAAAACUGCUUAGAGGGUUGUUUUAACCAACCCUCUUCCUCCCCGUCAUUGUACUGUAACUGGGACAGAAGAAAUAAUGGGGAUAUGUGGAAUUUUUAAAACAGUUAAGUGGAAAAGCAUAGACAAUUACUGUAGACAUGAAAAAGAAACAUUUGUAUGUUCUUAAGACUCGAAGUUUGAUAAAAAUACCUUUUCAUGUGGCAA